Recurvomyces mirabilis is the source of this 1335-nucleotide messenger RNA. RefSeq lists its product as uncharacterized. The transcript has a single exon. NCBI's taxonomy places the organism in Eukaryota, Fungi, Ascomycota, Dothideomycetes, Mycosphaerellales, Teratosphaeriaceae. The coding region runs from base 1 to 1335 and encodes 444 amino acids. The record is from RefSeq and is a predicted model, not a curated record.
AUGACUUCGCCAGCUGUUACCGUCCGCGCACAUGGCGAUCACAACUCGACUCAGCUCGUGGGUUGGACUCUAGAGUCACCUGGUCGUGGAACCCUCAGCCUCGCCUUCACUUGUCUAGCCACCACUGCACUCUGUACCUGGGUAUGCAUACAUCCUCGCAUAGACCAAAGGGAGCGGUUCCGACUUCCACACAAGAUUGUUUUGUUCAUCAAAGCUUUCAUCGCUCCGGAGCUCAUUACAGUGGAAGCGGCUCAGGAAUGGACUCAAGCACGCCGGAUCGUGCGACAGGUCCGCGAUAUGCUUGGAGACGACUUUCAGUAUAUUCACGCAUUCUACAUAGGGAUGUUCGGCAUACGAUACCGUACUGAUUGUGGAACUAAGAUCUUGUGGCCCAACCAAUUUAUCUGGCUAGUUGAGCAAGGUCUGUUUGACUGGCAAGACCGGCAAGCAUGGGGUCUCAUACGGGACACCAUUAAGGACAAGAGCAAUGCAGAUGCUACAGCAAAGCUGUUCGCCCUACUCCAGUCUGUCUGGUUUGUGGCGCAGUCGAUCAUGCGGGAGGCACAUAAUCUCCCACUGGCACCUCUGGAGUCCAUGACGCUUGGUUAUAUACCACUUUCCGUGGUGACCUACAUUUACUGGUGGUUGAAGCCGAAGAACAUCGAGACUCCAUCAGAGAUAGACCUUCCGCACAUGACGAUCGAGCAGCGUGCGGAAUUCGACUCGAUGAUCAUCACAUCCAGUUUCGAUAACGAAGGCAAAAAGGAACAGCAGUCGUUGUGGCAGAUCUGGUACUUGACACCACGAAUCUUCGAGCUUGAAGUGAAAGAGAAAGCCGCCCAGAAGGCCUUGACAGAGUACAAUGAAAAGCGAAUAGCAUAUCUUCGGCAUGAGUCUUCUUGUCUGCAUAAGGGCUGCAAAGAGUGCAAACGACUCCGACCCGGAACGAUCAAGCCGAAGCAUGAGGUCGUACUGUCUCACUGGGAUCCAGAGCUCUAUCACUCCAAGCUCUGGCCAGUGACCUGCCUUUUCGGCAUCUCGUUCGGUGCACUGCACUUGGUAUCAUGGAACACUACGUUUCCAACUGCCAUCGAAGCAUGGCUCUGGCGAGGUGCUGCAAUCACCUCAAUGGUGAGCAUGCUGCUUUUCAUGCAAUUUGAGAAGGUAGUGGUACGUUGGUCAGAUCCUCUUAUGCUUGUCAAAAUAUGCUCGCCGUUGCUCUAUCUUGCGAGCAGGGUUGUGAUGCUUGGUGGCGCGAUUGCUGCUUUUCGAGCUUCUGAUCCUCGAUUGUAUGACACAUAUGUUGCAUCUACGUACUGGGUACAUCUGAUCUAA